Molecule: messenger RNA, 1018 nt
Organism: Rhododendron vialii
Lineage: Eukaryota; Viridiplantae; Streptophyta; Magnoliopsida; Ericales; Ericaceae
Product: electron transfer flavoprotein subunit beta, mitochondrial
Exons: 5
Coding region: 158-913 (251 amino acids)
Cellular component (GO): cytosol
Molecular function (GO): electron transfer activity
Source: RefSeq, a predicted model, not a curated record
AAGUCUCCCGUUUUUUCAGGGGUACUCGUAACCGUUCCGUAAAAUAAUUCCUAUUUCUUCUUACCACACUACCACCAGACGUCUCUCCCAUACCCACCACCCCCCACCGUUCACCCCCGUGACAGGGCAACCCAAACCCAAAAUCCAAACCAGAAAAAUGAAGAUAAUGGUAGCCAUAAAGCGGGUGGUCGACUACGCCGUCAAGAUCCGCGUCAAACCCGACAAGACCGGCGUCGAGACCACAAACGUAAAGAUGUCGAUGAACCCGUUCUGCGAAAUAGCCUUGGAGGAGGCGCUCCGGAUCCGGGAGUCGGGUCGGGCGUCGGAGGUGGUCGCCGUCAGCAUGGGCCCGCAGCAGUGCGUCGAUACUCUGCGCACGGGACUUGCCAUGGGCGCCGACAGGGGGAUACACGUGGAGACGAAGGAGACGCUCUACCCGCUCUCGGUUGCCAAGCUGCUUAGGGCCCUGGUCGAGGUCGAGAAACCCCAGAUUCUUAUCCUCGGAAAACAGGCCAUCGAUGAUGAUUGCAAUCAAACAGGCCAAAUGUUGGCAGGGCUUCUCAACUGGCCGCAAGGGACUUUUGCUUCCAAGGUUGUGCUGGACAAAGAAAAACAAGAAGUGACAGUGGACAGAGAGGUGGAUGGUGGCCUGGAGACCUUGUGCUUAGAUUUACCUGCAGUAAUCACGACUGAUCUGAGAUUAAACCAACCAAGGUACGCGACACUCCCAAACAUAAUGAAAGCAAAAUCGAAGGUCAUUAAGAAAUAUACUCCCAAGGAGUUGAAUGUGGAAAUCAAAUCCGACUUGCAGAUCAUUCAAGUUACUGAACCACCCAAGAGAAAAUCAGGGGUUAUGGUUUCUUCUGUGGAUGAGUUGAUUGACAAGCUGAAAAAUGAAGCUCGCGUCAUCUGAUUAAUAUUUCACCCUCCUACUUGAGUCUGUGUAACAAUCAAUUUUGUGCCAAUCAAUAAAAGGAUGAACUAUUCUAGAAGUUGUCUAUUUUAGUUUCCAACAAAC